Molecule: messenger RNA, 897 nt
Organism: Closterium sp. Naga37s-1
Lineage: Eukaryota; Viridiplantae; Streptophyta; Zygnematophyceae; Desmidiales; Closteriaceae
Source: the annotation of a GenBank genome assembly
AUGGGGCCUCCCCGCGCCCUUCCUCUCUCCCCUCCCAUCACUUUUCCCGUCGCCUUCGCGCUCUCCCUCCCGUCGCCUGCGCGCUCUCCCUCCCGUCGCCUUCGCGCUCUCUCCCCCCUCGCCUUCGCGCUCUCUCCCCCCUCGCCUUCGCGCUCUCCCUCCCGUCGCCUUCGUGCUCUCCUUCCCGUCGCAUUCGCGCUCUCCAUUCCGUCGCCCUUGCAAUUUCCCCUCUCUUCCGUCGCCCACUUCAUCUCCUAUCCCGUCGAAUUCCUCCUCUCCCCUCUCAUCCCGUCGUUCACCUCCUCUCCCCUCCCAUCCCGUCUUCUUCGCGCUCUCUCCCCCCUCGCCUUCGCGCUCUCCACCCCCUCGCCUUCGUGCUCUCUCCGCCCUCGCCUUCGCGCUCUCUCCCCCCUCGCCCUCGCGCUCACGUUCCUCCCUCCCAUCGCCAUCGUGCUCACGUUCCUCCCUCCCCUCGCCAUCACGCUCACGUUCCUCCCUCCCCUCGUCAUCGCGCUCACGUUCCUCCUCUCCCCUCCCAUCCCGUCGUUUGCCACCUCUCUCCCAUCCCGUCGUUCGCCUCCUCUCAUCCCGUCGAAUUCCUCCUCUCCCCUCCCAUCCCGUCGAAUUCCUCCUCUCCCCUCCCAUCCCGUCGAAUUCUUCCUCUCCCCUCCCAUCCGUCGUUCGCCACCUCUCUCCCAUCCCGCGUUCGCCUCCUCCCAUCCCGUCGAACUCUUCCUCUCCCCUCCCAUCCCGUCGUUCGCCUCCUCUUCCCUCCCAUCCCCUCGUUCCUCCUCUCUCCCCUUUCUUCCCGUUGCUCUUACCAAGGAAACGUCUUUUCUCGUAGCUCUGCUCUCAAAUUUUGCAUAUGUGUGCGCUGGACUUUGCCUGUGUUGUUGA